CAGCGGCCAUUGCAGGUCGGGGGUCCAUUCACUGUUGACACCUUUGGGGCAAUUUUGCUAAUCUUCUCGCCUUUUCGGUUUGGUGCAAAUUUCCUGGCCGGAUCUGACCUGUUGAAACCGCCAAGGGGUAAUCCGAUGUGACAGGAACAAAACACGCUAAUUAAUCGAGUAGGUGACGAGUGUAUUUGUCCCCAUUUGUCACGUGCGCACUCCCAUUCUCCCCCGCGCUGCCACAAGCGCCUGGGCGUCAGAACAGCGCGGGACACCUCUCAAAGUGGUCUGUGUGCACCGACUGGGCACAGGGCUGUCGUUAGUUGAACAGGUCCACGCUGUCGUGAUUUGUCUGACGCCUGCCUCGGGACAGUGUGAGAGAGGACAUGGCGUGCGGUCGCCGACUGCAUCUGACCAGGGCCGUCACGGUCCUGCUGACGGUACUGGGGACCGCGAUCGUCGUAAAUAUCUCCCCGCUGGGCUCCCGUAAUGACCGUCACCUUUCCCCUGACCCCCGGCCGGGCGACGACCAGACCCUGCCGGCGAGGCUCACGGCGCACAUCAGGGACUUGCAAAACGAACUGGAGAUCAAGAGGAGAGAAAUUGCGGAGUACAAGGAGAGCAUGGACGUGCUGGUCUCCUCACGUAAGCCGGAGGAACCCAAAUUCCGACGGCUCAUGGACGCUAGGCGGGAGAAGCUCUUGUUGCAGGUUGUCAACACGGACGCGCCCGCCGGGGCCAACGGUACGGCCCGACAGGACCCCGGGUACAUCGGCUGCAGAGAACUUGAGCACAUCAAGGUUACCGGACCUGCUGGAUCUGGGUACACCAAAGUUGUACAGAAGGGGGAGUACAACGGCGUGGACGUCGCCAUAAAAUCAGUGGCCAUGUCCGGUCACGACAUGAGGCUUUGUCUGGACACAGGCAUGGACCGUCGGGACUGCUCUGCGCUGGCCAACUACAAAAUCGUCAAGGAAGUUGCCCUUUUACAGGCCCUGGCCCAUCCCAAUAUUAUCAAGUUGCUAGGUUACUGUUUCCAUGGAGGCGAGGACGGCUCUGUCACCUCCAUAAUGGAGUUGGGAGGACCUCUGGACAUCAUCAACCUACUGCAAGCUUCCUGGGAGGACCGCUUCAGGAUAAGUCUUGGCCUGGCUCAACUCUUGGCUCACCUGAACUCCUCUCCCAUCGGCCCUGUCAUCCUCCAUGACUUCAAGCUGCAGCAGUUCGUGCUUGUUGAUGGGGAAGUGAAACUAGCAGACCUGGACGACGCUGACAGUUACGCCCCAAACUGUCACGACGACUCCGACUGCACCUUGGAAUUCCCGGGGACGUCCUUCCAGCUGUCCUGUCGGCAGGGGACAUGUUCGUCAUGGAGCGACAAGAGCAACCUGUACAACGCCUACAGAUACUUUUUUGUGUACCUGCUUCCUUUUGAAGUGCCAGAAGCAUUGAAACCACUUGUGGAUGAGGCCAUGAAUAAGACAGCUACCCUGCAGUGGUCCAGUGAGGAGACUGCUUCCCACAUGGAGAGGAUCCUGGACCUGUAUCAGAGUGGGGCCUACCUACACAGGGAGGGGAAGUCAGACAUUACUAGUUACAAGAAAGUUCCCCAGUCUGAUGUUCCAGGUGUGGGAGACUUCGACUGUCUGAGAUCACUGUCCCGGGGAGCGUGUGCAGUUUCUGUGUUUGAUGCGCAGGAAGCAGCCAGCAUGUGUGACAGCGAUGCUGAAUGUCGGGGCUUUGUCCUUACCAAGAGGAAGACUUGGAUAGGUCGUCCUGUGGCAUACUUCAAGAAUGAUGUGUCCUCUCCAGUGGAAAAUGCAGACACAAUACUGUACACUAAGGUCCUUGCUCCAACAUAAUGAGACUACUUUGAAACUAAAGUCAACACUGCAAUAAUAAACAUCAAAGUUUAUGUUGAACUACACUAAGUGAGACAAAAUGACAAGUUCAAAGCUUAACAAAGUGUAUUUAUUUAUAUGCAAUGUCAUAAGUUAACAAUAUUUUAAUAGUGCAAUAUAUUGUAUCAAUGGAUACAGACUAUUUUUGAUAUUCUAAUUACUGAACCUAUAUCUGGGAAGUAAAUGCAAAGUCUAGGAACUAGUUUUUGAACAGCCAUAUUUUGGUGGUGACAUUCCAAAACAACCAACAUGAAUUAUACCAGUGUAAAUAAACUGUAAAUUUAACAGUAAA
Branchiostoma floridae (Florida lancelet) is the source of this 2184-nucleotide messenger RNA. Its product is annotated as extracellular tyrosine-protein kinase PKDCC-like. Bases 378 to 1853 code for a protein of 491 amino acids. Gene Ontology annotation, molecular function: ATP binding; non-membrane spanning protein tyrosine kinase activity. The transcript has 6 exons. Gene Ontology annotation, biological process: protein phosphorylation. NCBI's taxonomy places the organism in Eukaryota, Metazoa, Chordata, Leptocardii, Amphioxiformes, Branchiostomatidae. The record is from RefSeq and is a predicted model, not a curated record.